AUGAGAGAUAGCGAGAAGUUACAGGAUCAGAGUGAUUCCAAUGUCAAUAGUCCUGCUCUUUUGAACUUAUCAAAUGACAAACACUCGGAAAAAGCUAAACGUGAGUAUCGAAUUCUCUUAAGUGCUUUAAUUGAUGUAGCAAGGUUCAUCUUGAAACAAGGAUUGCCAUUUUUGACUGAUGAGGAAAGAAAAUGUUUGGAGGACAAUGGUAAUUUUGAAGCAUUCUUGGAAUGGUAUGGGAAUCACGUCGUUCCUGAUGUGGGAAGAGUUAUAUCAGAAAAUGCUGAAAUGCAUCAAAACAUGAUUGCCCCAAGUGUCCUGAAAAACAUUGUAAAUGUUUGUGCAAAGGAAACAAUUAAAAGAAUUGUUGAAGACUUAAAUGGAGAUUAUUUUGGAAUAUUAGUUGAUAAGUCAGACGGUUCGUGUGAUGAUAACUCUGCACAAUCAUUGAAAGAAACUAUAGAUUCUUUGAUUACGAGUUACUCACUCAGUCCAUCUAAGAUACGUGCACAAGGGUAUAAUGGAGACGCUAACAUGGAAAGUGAGAUCAAUGAUCUUAAGACACUGAUUUUACAAGAUAACCUGUCGGCAUAUUGCACUCAUCACUUUGCCCAACCACUACAUUUGACACUUGUAUCUGUUGCCAAAAGACAACGUGAUGUUGAUGAUUUCUUUGGUAUGCUCUCUUUUAUGUUGAAAGUGAUAGGAGUUUCUUUUGAGCGCCAAGAUUUUUCACAAGAAAAUCAAGUUGAAAAUUUGGAAGAGCUGCUAAAGUUUGGUAAUAUUCUUACUGGGCGAGACUUUAAUCAGAAGUAUGGUAAGCUUGAGAGAUCAGGUAAUGCUCCUUUGGAAUCUUAUUUUGAAACAUUACGUAGUUUCAUUACUAUAUUUCCAUCAGUUGUUCACAUAUUAGAAGUUAGGGCUAACCCAUCGGUGGCCCCCUAA
This is a messenger RNA of Solanum stenotomum, 945 nucleotides long. RefSeq lists its product as uncharacterized. The record is from RefSeq and is a predicted model, not a curated record. Bases 1 to 945 code for a protein of 314 amino acids. Lineage: Eukaryota; Viridiplantae; Streptophyta; Magnoliopsida; Solanales; Solanaceae. The transcript has 2 exons.